AUGGAGUGGACCCCUCGUGACGUGCAGCCCGGUCGCGCCCCAGCAGGUGGCGGUGUGUGGCAGUGCGCUGCGGGGCAGAAGAAGAGCGGUCCUCGUGGAGCCAUGGAGCGUCUGCGGGUGUUGGAGCUCUACAGCGGGAUAGGAGGCAUGCACUACGCGCUGAAAGAGAGCGGCAUACCUGCCCAGGUGGUGGCCGCCAUCGACAUCAACACGACGGCCAAUCAAAUCUACAGGCACAACUUCCCCGACACCCCCCUCUGGAACAAGACCAUUGAGGGCAUCACUCUGGAUGACUUUGAUAAAUUACCCGUGGACAUGAUCGUGAUGAGCCCUCCAUGCCAGCCUUUCACCAGGGUUGGACUUCAGGGGGACAUCGCCGACUCCAGAACCAAGAGCUUCCUCCACAUCCUCCACCUUCUGCCCAGGCUGUGCCGGCGGCCCCGCUUCAUCCUGCUGGAGAAUGUGAAGGGCUUCGAGGUGUCCUCUGCCAGGGAGCGCUUGGUGAAGACACUCAUGGAAUGCGGCUACACUUUCCAGGAAACCAUGAUCUCACCCACAAGCGUCGGGAUCCCAAAUUCCAGACUGCGUUAUUUCCUCACUGCGAAGUUGUCAGCAGCAGAUGAAAGCAGCCAGAUUUCAAAGAUUCCAGAGGCCUUCCCACAUCCUGCUGGUGCUUCUCCUCACCAGCACACAGUCGCCUCGAGUCCUCCCAGUACAGAAGAGGACAGGCAGGGGGGUCAUGUGCUCUACAAGCAAGAGACAGAGAGGGAGGCCCAGAGGAAGACCAGUCAGAACCAGGACCUGUCCGUCAGGAGGAUCCAGGACUUCUUGGAACCGCCAGGGGACGUGAACAUGGAGCACUACCUCCUGCCCCCCAACACCCUGCUGAGAUAUUCUAUGCUGUUGGACAUUGUUCAGCCCACCUGCAGGAGGUCCGUGUGCUUCACUAAAGGAUACGGGCGCUACGUGGAGGGGACGGGCUCCGUGCUGCAGUGCUGCGUGGAGACGGAGGUGGAGAGCGUGUACGCAGGUCUGGACCAGUUGUCUGAAGAUGACAAACUCCAGCAGCUGCUGAAGCUCAAGCUGCGUUACUUUAGCCCCCGAGAGGUGGCCAACCUCAUGGGCUUCCCUCAGAGCUUCACCUUCCCGCAGCAGAUCAGCACCAAGCAGCAGUACAGAGUUCUGGGAAACAGCCUCAACGUGGUGGUGGUGACCCGGCUGCUCCAACUGCUCGUCUCCUAGCACCUUGAGCCCUUCAGAGGAGGAGAGCAUCCUACGGCCAUGGAGGAGUCCUCAUGGACCGUCUGUAACGCCUCAUCUAACCAGGAGCCAUGAAGGAGGACAACGCAGCACUGUUGUUCUGGACCUCGUGGUGGCACAUCGCUGCUCUCAGGCCGCGUGGGUGGGACCCAAUAAGACCUCAGGAAGACCCAUCAGAGACCAGGAGUCCUUGUCCUCGUGUGUCCUGGUAAAGGUUCUGUUCACGUGUGAAGAUUAGCUGGCUAAACCAGAACCGUUCAUUACACUAAUCUAGAAACCCGACUGCCAUCAAUGGUUAUUUAUCGUAAACAGAAUUCUCGAAUAAAAGAAUCCGUGGAGUC
Messenger RNA from Pungitius pungitius (ninespine stickleback), 1601 nucleotides. It is a transcript of the gene trdmt1, whose product is annotated as tRNA aspartic acid methyltransferase 1. The transcript is spliced from 11 exons. Gene Ontology annotation, molecular function: methyltransferase activity. Gene Ontology annotation, cellular component: nucleus. The coding region runs from base 1 to 1242 and encodes 413 amino acids. NCBI's taxonomy places the organism in Eukaryota, Metazoa, Chordata, Actinopteri, Perciformes, Gasterosteidae. The record is from RefSeq and is a predicted model, not a curated record.